Carica papaya (papaya) is the source of this 1590-nucleotide messenger RNA. NCBI's taxonomy places the organism in Eukaryota, Viridiplantae, Streptophyta, Magnoliopsida, Brassicales, Caricaceae. The record is from RefSeq and is a predicted model, not a curated record.
GUAUGCAGGUUCUUCCUCUUGUUCCUCCAGAUGAAGGGGGAUCACCCUACUCGGGCAAGGAUGCAAAUUGUGGCAACACUCUGCUGAUUUCUCUCGAAGAACUUGUUAAGGAUGGGUUAUUGUCAAAAGAUGAGCUCCCAGAACCAAUUAAUGCUGAAUGUGUGAACUUCUCUAUAGUUUCUAAGCUGAAGGAUUCUUUGAUAACUAAGGCUGCAUGGAGGCUUAUUUUAAGUGAAGGUGAACUCAGGAGCGAGCUUCAUGAUUUUCGCGGGGACCCCAACAUAUCAAGUUGGCUUGAAGAUGCAGCUUAUUUUGCUGCUAUCAACAAUAGUUUAAAUACAUUUAGUUGGUACCAUUGGCCUGAGCCUCUGAAAAAUCGCCAUCUUGCAGCCUUGGAAGGCAUUUAUGAUAGUCAAAAGGAUUUUAUAGAACUAUUCAUUGCUAAACAGUUCCUACUCCAAAGGCAAUGGCAGAAAGUUCGCAAAUAUGCACACUUGAAAGGUGUCAGUAUAAUGGGAGACAUGCCCAUUUAUGUUGAUUAUCAUAGUGCUGAUGUUUGGGCAAAUAAAAAACAGUUUUUGCUGAACAAGAAAGGCUUUCCCCUUCUAGUUAGUGGUGUUCCCCCUGAUCUUUUCAGUAAAACUGGUCAACUCUGGGGCAGCCCUCUAUAUGACUGGAAAGCCAUGGAGAAAGAUGGAUUUUCAUGGUGGGUUCGACGCAUACAACGUGCACAGGAUCUAUAUGAUGAGUUUAGGAUAGACCACUUCAGAGGGUUUACUGGCUUUUGGGCUGUUCCUUCUGAAGCAAAAGUUGCCAUGGUUGGAAGAUGGAAGGUAGGACCUGGAAAAGCAUUAUUUGAUGCCAUUUCUAGAGCUGUUGGCAAGAUCAAGAUAAUAGCAGAAGAUUUGGGAGUUAUUACUGAGGAUGUAGUUCAACUUAGGAAAUCAAUUGGGGCCCCUGGAAUGGCUGUGCUUCAGUUUGGUUUUGGAAGUGAUGCUGAUAACCCUCAUUUGCCUCAUAAUCAUGAGCGUAAUCAAGUUGUCUAUACUGGAACUCAUGAUAAUGACACGAUCUGUGGGUGGUGGGAAAAUAUGGACCAAGAAGAAAAGUUCAAUGUACUGAAGUACUUUUCAAUUUCUGACGAUGACGAAAUUUCGUGGAAACUCAUCCGGGCUGUGCUAUCUUCAGUGGCCCAAACUACAGUCAUACCCAUGCAGGAUAUACUUGGGCUGGGAAGUUCAGCAAGGAUGAAUACUCCUGCAACCCAAGUUGGGAACUGGAGUUGGAGGAUACCUCAUUCCAUGACCUUUGAUCUCAUGGAAACAGAAGCUUUGAGGUUAAGGGAUAUGCUAUCGGUGUAUGGGCGGCUAUAGACCAAAAACAAUGAGUUCUCUAUUCCUUAAUAGCUAGAAAGAAAGUUUUCUUCUGCGUAAAAGAAGAGAAUAAUUUCUGUUUUGUUGUGCUUUUACUAAGAUCUUCCACAUCUUAAUUUUAAAGGUCUUUAAUCUACUCUCUCUUUGAUAAUUCAUUCAUUUUGAUGUAUCCUUACAUUAUAUUGCCUACAUGUUAAAUAAAGAUAAGUUUUACGGA